GCAAACAUUUCGCCUGAUACUUAAGUGUGAAGAGCCUGGAAAAAACCAAAGGACCCCUACGACGAGCCGGGAAUUUUCUGAUUAUUUUCCUCCGAGUCAAUGCUCGGUGAAAUCAGUUAGUCAGUGGCCGGACACCGUGCGGCUGACACAGCGUAUCCCCUGAUCCUGAGGUCAGGGGUCCCCGGAGCCCAAGGGCGUUUCCAAAGCUCUGCGAGGCGGAGGUGAGGCCCGGGCUGGUCCAGCUCGGCCACCGUUGUUAUGGCAACCGCCAAGAAAGGGGAACUUCAUGUCUUCGGGCUAAACCGAAAGUUUGCACAGCAGGGGCCAAUCGAAGGGCCCCGAGGUGGCCAGCACAGGCCCCUCGGCGACUUCCCAGGUCUCACUAUCCAGAAAAACCACCACAGGGUAAGCCGAACCAGCCGCCGCGCCCCACUCCCCAGGCUUUUCCGGCGGCUGCGCCCUUUAACCCCGGAAGUGGGCGGGAGAGGAAGAGGCUGGUGAUGUUGGAACAAACAUGGCUGCUCUGGCGCCCGUCGGCUCCUCCGGCUCCCGCCGUCCUCGGCUGGCCGCGGGCCUCCGGCUGCUCCCGAUGUUGGGGUUGCUGCAGUUGCUGGCCGAGCCUGGCCUGGGCCGCGUCCAUCACCUGGCACUCAAGGACGAUGUGAGGCAUAAGGUUCAUCUGAACACCUUUGGAUUCUUCAAGCAUGGCUAUAUGGUGGUUAACGUCAGUAGCCUCUCAGUGAAUGAGCCUGAAGACAAGGGUGUGACUAUUGGAUUUAGCCUAGACCGUACAAAGAAUGAUGGCUUUUCGUCUUACCUGGAUGAAGAUGUAAAUUACUGUAUUUUAAAGAAAGAGUCUGUCUCUGUCACCCUUCUAAUCCUAGACAUCUCCAGAAGUGAGGUAACAAUAAAGUCUCCACCAGAAGCUGGUACGCAGUUACCAAAAAUCAUCUUCAGCAGGGAUGAGAAGGUCCUUGGUCAGAGCCAGGAGCCUAAUGUGAACCCUGUUUCAGCAGGCAGCCAGACCCAGAAGACACAAGACAGUGGAAAGUCUAAAAGAAGUACAGUGGAUUCAAAGGCCAUGGGAGAGAAAUCCUUUUCUGUUCAUAAUAAUGAUGGGGCAGUGUCAUUUCAGUUUUUCUUUAACAUCAGCACUGAUGACCAAGAAGGCCUUUACAGCCUUUAUUUUCAUAAAUGUCUCAGAAAUGAAUUGCCGAGUGACAAGUUUUCAUUCAGCCUUGAUAUUGACAUCACAGAGAAGAAUCCGGACAGCUACCUCUCAGCAGGAGAAAUUCCUCUCCCCAAAUUAUACAUCUCAAUGGCCUUUUUUUUCUUUCUUUCGGGGACCAUCUGGAUUCAUAUCCUUCGAAAACGACGGAAUGAUGUAUUUAAAAUCCACUGGCUGAUGGCGGCCCUUCCUUUCACCAAGUCUCUUUCCUUGGUGUUCCAUGCAAUCGACUACCACUACAUCUCCUCCCAGGGCUUCCCUAUUGAAGGCUGGGCUGUUGUGUACUACAUCACUCACCUUUUGAAAGGGGCACUACUCUUCAUCACCAUUGCUCUCAUUGGCACUGGCUGGGCCUUCAUCAAGCACAUCCUUUCCGAUAAAGACAAAAAGAUCUUCAUGAUUGUCAUCCCACUCCAGGUCCUGGCAAACGUAGCCUACAUCAUCAUAGAGUCCACCGAGGAGGGCACGACUGAAUAUGGCUUAUGGAAGGACUCUCUGUUUCUGGUUGACCUGCUGUGUUGUGGUGCCAUCCUCUUCCCAGUGGUGUGGUCAAUCAGACAUUUACAAGAAGCAUCAGCAACAGAUGGAAAGGGUGGCAGCAUGGGACCUCUUCAGCAGAGAGCGAAUCUAAGAGCAGGAAGUCACAUAGAGGUGGAGUCUCACCAUAUUGCCCAGGCUGACCUUGAACCCCUGGCCUCUAACUGUCCUCCUGCCUCAGUCUCUCACAGGGCUGGGAUUACAGCUGCUAUUAACUUAGCAAAGCUGAAACUUUUCAGACAUUAUUACGUCUUGAUUGUGUGUUACAUAUACUUCACCAGGAUCAUUGCCUUUCUCCUCAAGCUUGCUGUUCCAUUCCAGUGGAAGUGGCUCUACCAGCUCCUGGAUGAAACGGCCACACUGGUCUUCUUUGUUCUAACGGGGUAUAAAUUCCGUCCAGCUUCAGAUAACCCCUACCUACAACUUUCUCAGGAAGAAGAUGACUUGGAAAUGGAGUCUGUCGUGACGACAUCUGGGGUGAUGGAAAAUAUGAAGAAAGUAAAGAAGGUGACCAACGGCUCUGUGGAGCCCCAGGGCGAGUGGGAAGGCACCGUGUGACAGAGUCGACCUCGAGGAUGGCACUGUCCAAGGAAACUUUUAUUCACAGUCCUGUUGGAGAGCGAGAGCAGCUCCUACAGUGAACUAUUGGCACCUCCGACAGUGACACCAGGGCACGUGGCUGGGAGCACAGUGCCGCGGAAACCUGACUCUGUACUCUUCUUUUAUGGAAACUGGAUCUGUGGCUGGUUAGAGGCAGCUGGAGUCCUCCUUCAGGUGGGAGUGGGAGGAGGGGCACAGGGAGGGGGAGAGGAAGAGAAAAGGAAUUACUCAUUUUAAAUUUAGGUUUCUUUUUUUCUUCUUCAUUUGGGAGCUCUAAGGUGUAUGCAGUUGUGAACCCAGGUGUGGGGCAGUGGUGAGGACGACAGGUGGAGGGGGAAGGAAGGUGUGAGGUGUCUGUCUGAUGCUUUAGGAAAUAUCUAUAAGGACACCGGAACUUAGGAAGGAGGAAGGGGAGGGUGCCAUCGCCUCUUCAGGAGGCAAACAUGAAUGAAAACAGGUGAUUUUAGAAAGCAGAGUCAAAACCCAGCUUCGGAUGUAGCACCUGCCCCAGGAUUCCUGCCCUGAGCAUUGCCCAGACCCUGAGAGUGACUGGGAAGGCCGCUCCUGAGGCCCAGUGGCCUUCUUUCCAACAGGAAUAGGAGGCUAUGAUGUCACUGUCAGGUCAUGCCUGUGGCAUAGUCCAGGUGGUGGGAGGGGGUUGAGAUAUUGCCUGAUGGAUGGAAAGAAACAUUUUUAAGCUCAAAAAGCAUUAUAGUCUCUGGAGUUCCCUGGACAUCCACUCCCUAGCUGCCCAGAGCACCCCCUCCCUGACUGCCCAGAGCACCCCGUCUCGUUUCCCUUCAUGCCUGUGGCUCUGUUUUGUGUGAUCAGAAUUUGGGAGGAAAUGGAAAGGAGUUUUCCUUAAGGAGUAGCUGGUGCAGAAUAGGUCGUAUUUAAGCCGAUACUUAAGUCCAAGCAAAUCAUCCCCAUUAAAAAGCUUCUUGUGUAGGCUAGUAGGAUUUCUAAAUAGAUGAAUGCAACAGAUUUGGUCCCCGUAGUCCAAGAGUAUGUAUGUGAACAAAGGGAGCACGAUUCAACAGUUUCACUCAGGGAUUUGGGGAUGGUGAACUAUUUCACAGAAACGCAGUGAAGUUCCUUUCCACAUUUUCAGAGCCUGGGAAUGAACACAGAGCUGCCUAAAGUGAGCAGUAUUGCAGUUUAGAGAGAAAAGCAUUUGAAUAUUGGGACAAGCUCAGAAGGUCCUAUGUGACUAAGAGCUUAAAAGGAGACCAAAACAUGGCCCCAUCGCGGAUGCUUCUUACUGCCUGGGGGCCGGCUAGGUAGGGUUGUUUCCAGAAGCUGGAGCCUACCCCUGCCUCGGCUUGUCAGAAAGCCACACUGUAGGGGGAACUGGGACCUAUCGGGUUGAUAAUCGUGGUCUCUGGGAGUUGUUUUCUCACCUCUGGCUUAAAAGAGUCAGUGAGAAACCACAGGGUAUGAGGUGGCACUUAGGUCACAGGUUUGGGAACUUGAAAAAGUCUCCAUUUCAGAAAACAGUUGUUUUCCCUCUCCCGUGCCAUUUUCUCUUCCUGAAUGACUAGCGAGGAAGCGGGUGUUCUUUUUCUGCACUUUGGUUCUCCAUCUGGGUGCUCUGGAGGUGCGGGCUGCCUUCUGAGGCAGGUGCUCCUGGAGGCUGCUAUGGACGAAUAGCACGCCCCUCCCCAGGCCACGGGUGCCCACCUGUCAGCAGGUAUUUGAGGGAGGCAUCCGUGUCUUCCCAACUUCAGGAGAAGAGUAAACGUGCCCUAAGUGUUCACUUCUGGACCCUUUUAAAGUUAAGUCGGGACUGGACUGUGUGACAGAGGCAGUUGGAGGAUGGGAAUCUUUUUAACACUUGGUUUUCCUGUGCAGAAACACAAUACCAGUUUUUACAGAAAUGUGUUGCAGUCUGUGCCUGCCAAAGCCCUCCUCAGUCCUUCCCUCAGAGGGACACGUUUGCUAUUUCUCCCACAAGCAGAAGUUGUUGAUGAGGUGAUAGACUCCUUGGCAAGAACGAAAGGUGUGAUGAAACCUCCCUGCUCGGAAGGGUCUCCGUGGAGGUGUCCUUAUUUCACAUGCUGGGUUUUGCCAGCAAGGAAGCCAGGGAGUGGAGGAGCCAGAGGGAGCCAGGAGGGUGUGUGGACAAGCGCUGGAGCCUCAGCCAUCAGACUGGCACGGGAAUGCCAGCAUUGGGUGUUCAGAUUCCACGCGUAUGUCUGGGCUCGCUCACAGCAUGGCAAGUGUCUGCAGUGCUAGUCCUGACCCUUCCGGAACAGCAGUGAACAGAUGAGGUAAGACUGUGUUUCAGAAACAAAGAUGGCCACAGCCUUCCUGACAAGCAGGUCACCUGGCCGUGUCUGUAUUAUAACUGGUAAAAGGCUUCAAGUCAGAUUGAUGAUCAAGCAAAGUCAAAACCCCAGGCCAGGACUGGUGAAGCAGGUGGUGGUUCCAAGCUUUUAAAAAAUUAUUUAAGCUCUCCCUCCUGUCUGUGAAUGUAUCUUCCCUUUCUCCUUCACUUCAUAGCUGUGGCCCACCGUUCAUCUCUGCUGUUGCGUGAAGAUGACGGAUGGAGUCCAAAGCCAAGUGGCUUCACCAGCUGACAAGCCACCCUCCUGUAGCCUGAGCUUCACGGUCUGCUGGCUUCAUUGCAAUGCGGUGUUUGAAUGGUUAAGGCCUUCAGUAUUUCAAGGAUUGGGCAAAAAAUGUCGGAUGCACAGAGCAGAGCCGUUGGUGGUAUUUAUAGCUUUGCUUUGUCCUCCUCACUGUUUCUGCCUACGCCAAAUAUCCACGUUUCCUUUGAGAAAUCUGUGUGGACUGAAAGUGCUGCUGGCUGUGAAAUUUAAUAAAGUGUGUAUGUUUCGCUAGAAAAUUAUUUCUCGGACAAUAAGAACAGUCACUGAUCUCUUAAUCCUGGCUCUUAACAGUGGCCAAGGACUCCAUCGGCCCAUUUCUUGGUCCCUCGGUGCUUUGAAAUUUAAGUGGCAAUGCAUUUCAUAAUGUUGAAUAUGACUCUGGUGAAUGGUAGGAGGCCCUUGUGAGGAGGUGCUUGCUUCAGUGUGAAAGUAGCUCCUGGCCUGAGUCCGUUUAGUUUUCUUUCAAGAAACCACUUUAGAGUAAAACAUCCAGGGCUUCCCCGCCCUGAACAUGUCCGGCCUGCCAAGGCAGCACACAGCCGCCUAAGUCCCCUUCACAUGGCUGUUAGGGUGAGAGCGCCUCCUGCAGGAUGACCUCAUCCAGCUCUGCACUCUCGUUCCACACCCUCCCUCCCUCUUCCCCCCCCUCCUCCUGCUGCUCCUCCUGCUUCUCCUCUAUGAUCCCUCCCCCUCCACCAUCCCUCCUCUGCCCUCUUUCUCCCUGUGCCUAUUGAUCCCACAUAGGCUCGUUCUGGGCACGCAAGUGAAAGGCUUUGGUGCAUUGCGGCGCUUUCUCCCAGUCGCUGUGUGAGAGAUGCAUUUUCUAAGCCAAGGAGAAUUUUCUCAAGGGAGUGCAUACUCAUGCCAUGCAUUAUUGCUUUGGGCCGUAUAGGAUGGCCUUCCUCCACAGUAAAGCGGGCGUCAUGUUUUGAUACUUACAAGAGUCUACUCCAGGCAGCCAGUCCGUGCAGACCGAGGAGGAGCAGAAACGAUGCCUGUUGGAAUUGCAGGUGGCAUUCUGGCCUUCUCCCCCAUCCUGAAGCAUUUUCUUCGAGGAAGGCUCUUAGAACAUUAGACAGUCUGCUGAGGCUGUUGGCCCAGCUCCAUACACCCAGUAAAACAGCGGAACAGUUCAUGCUUUAUGCUGCCAAGCUGCUGGAUUUCAAAGGAAGCAGAUCCUAGCCCACUCCUCCACCCCUGCUUCCACGCGCCACACUCACCCCUCUGCUUUUCUCCGACCCACCCCUGGCCUUGUGAGACUGACCGUAAGCCAAGUCCAGGAUGCCUGUGGCCUGUGGCUUGAUUCUGCCCUUUAGGAUUCAGCAAGUUAAUGGCUCCCCCGCUGCAGAAGUUAGACUUUGACUUGAUACCUCUUGGUGUAUCAAAAAGGUAUUCAUCUGGAACUUACUAAAUGUUCUGAAAGACCCGCUCUUCACUCCAGUUCUCCCUAGGGUGUUUCUGGCAGGGCAUCUUUAAAAGGCAUCUACCUGAGUUGACGCUAAUACUUGUCACCACCUGGAAUGUAGUUAUUGGUCGGCAGGCUGAACAUACUCCAGAUUCCCCCGAGGCCGCUUCUGCAGCCCGGCAAUGCAUCUGCGCCUCUCUUCAUGGUUUACGCUUGAAAAAUAGAUAAUGCUUUUAGAUGGCUCACUGCCGGGACGGGGCCCCGCACAUCUCAGGCACCGUGUAAAGGAGUGCGCUGAGAUGGCGGGGGGUGAGUGGGCAGGGCUUGGCCCAGCCGUCUCAGGGACCUGCUGGUGUUCUGGCUGCAGGUGAUCUGCAGGUCGGCCAUGUGGGACGGCGUCCUGGCCAGAGUCAGAAAGGUCAGAAUGAAACGGAACAGCUAACUCACGCACAGGACAGCUUAUUGUGAGGCAGCGUUUUAGAUUUGGGAGGGGGCAGCCAAAGGAGAUGGGGAACCUCCAGAAGGUCAGCCUUUGGAGCAUGUAAGAUACUGUUACAGGGUCCAGAAAUCAUGUCUACACAGGGGGCUUUGACUCUUCCGACAGCUUUUGCAGAUCGUACAUUGCGUUUGCCUAGUCAUGUGACCUCAGAGAAGUCAGACACAUUUAAUCCAGAAAUAGUUUGGUGUGAGGGAGGGCUCGCAGGUCUGUACAUAGCAUUUGCUUUCCUGGUUAGAGGUUGGGACGCAGAAGCAGUUUCAGUAUUUUUUUUUAACAUUAAUGAUCAUUGAGUAUUUAUGUAAACAUAUAAUGUAUAACGGGUGGGGGAUCUGAUCAGGGUGUUGUACAGGGUGAAUUCUCUUGCCGUGUUGCAAAUGUGUAAAAUAAAGAUUACCUGGCAGAA
Molecule: messenger RNA, 7284 nt
Organism: Sapajus apella (tufted capuchin)
Lineage: Eukaryota; Metazoa; Chordata; Mammalia; Primates; Cebidae
Gene: GPR107
Product: G protein-coupled receptor 107
Exons: 20
Coding region: 515-2323 (602 amino acids)
Biological process (GO): clathrin-dependent endocytosis
Cellular component (GO): clathrin-coated vesicle; membrane; Golgi apparatus
Molecular function (GO): clathrin heavy chain binding
Source: RefSeq, a predicted model, not a curated record